AUGUCGCAUGAAAACUUAAUUACAAACAAAUUAAUUGCUGCUUAUAAUAUAGGUAAAUUUCGAUUCAAUUCUAAGCUUAUAUUAAUUGCAACAUUUUUGUAUUUUACGACUUUUAUAUUAGUAGCUCCGAAAACGCAAUCAGAAUUGACUACAAAAACUUGGACAAUGGAACCUCUUAAUGUUGAAUGGAAUAUAACUGAUGACGAAUUAGUUAAAGUCGAUGUGAAACUUCAACGUAUUAAUCGUACAAUUGUCGCUUUCGAUGGUACCAUAGAACUCCUUUAUGAACUCGACGAAUACACGAUGAUGGAAUCAGCCAUAUACCGUAGUGCUACUGGAAGUAUAAAUAGUUAUCAGCGACUUCCCUAUCGUCUCCCAAGGAACAAAGUAUAUGAUAUUCUGGAUCAGUACAAAGACGAAAUUUCGAAAAAUCUUAGAAACUGUUCAAAUUUUCCAUUACUUGAAACGCACUCGCGUGAUUAUAAAUUUCGUGAAUUAUAUCGUUUCGAUAGAUGUACUUAUUCUACUGAUAUACUGCCGAAUUAUCUACUGGAAGGAUAUUACAAGGCGAUAGUGGAGUUAACUGGUGAAACGAAUUGGUCCUUAACAUUUUUAGUUCGAAUCGAGCCUAUAUAG
This is a messenger RNA of Glossina fuscipes, 636 nucleotides long. RefSeq lists its product as uncharacterized. The transcript is spliced from 4 exons. The coding region runs from base 1 to 636 and encodes 211 amino acids. The record is from RefSeq and is a predicted model, not a curated record. NCBI's taxonomy places the organism in Eukaryota, Metazoa, Arthropoda, Insecta, Diptera, Glossinidae.